CUGGAGAGGAUCCAUUUCCGGAUUUAUUGAGGACACUCAAGUGGCUGUCAAGAUGCUUUCCCUAUCAUCGGUGCAUGGAUAUCAACAAUUUGUUGCAGAGGUUAAGCUUCUAAUGAGAGUACAUCACCGAAGUCUGACUUCUCUUAUUGGUUAUUGCAACGAAGAAACUAAUAUAGGACUCAUCUAUGAAUAUAUGGCAAAUAAUGGAAACUUAAAUGAAUAUCUUUCAGGAGGAAACAAUAAGGAAAAGUCAUUGAAUUGGGAAGAUAGACUUCGAAUAACAUUGGACGCAGCCCAAGGAUUGGAAUAUCUGCAUAAUGGUUGUAAGCCACCUAUAAUCCACAGAGAUGUAAAAUGUACAAAUAUUCUAUUAGAUGAAAACUUUCAUGCCAAACUAGCUGAUUUUGGAUUAUCCAAAUGUUUUGCUGUUGAUGGUGAUACACAUGUGUCAACAAUUGUCGCCGGAACUCCAGGCUACCUAGAUCCUGAGUACACGACAUCAAACAGACUAACAGAAAAAAGUGAUGUGUAUAGUUUUGGAGUAGUUCUUUUAAGGAUAAUCACAGGUCAACCGGUGAUAAUAGGAAGGGAAGAUAUGACUCAUCAUAUAAGUCAAUGGGUCAACUCCAUGGUUGCUAAAGGGGAUAUAACAAAAAUUGUUGACUCAAGGUUACAAGGAGAUUUUGAUAGCAACUCUGCAUGGAGAGCGGUUGAAAUAGCAAUGGCCUCUGUGUCUGCCAUUUCGAUGGAAAGGCCAUACAUGACUGAUAUAGUAAAAGAGCUAAAGGAGUGUUUGGCUGCAGAGUUAGCUCGAAAACAUAAUAGUUGUGACAUUCAAAACGAAGAUUUAGUUGGGCACUUGGGCAGGUAAGUGUGAAUUUAAUUAGUAGUGACAUGACUCCCUUAGCUAGGUAGGUGCAUAGUUCAUUCUUAAUUAAUGCUAGUUAGUACUAGAGAUAAAAUAAAACAGUUUGGGGAUUAUGCUACAUUUUAAGUUCAAUUUGUUGUAGUAACAUUUUCUAUAUGCUACCUGCUACCUAGAAAGUUAGCUAUUUUAUCUUUUAGUUUGUUGUUUUGCAUGUUAUUGUAUAUUG
This is a messenger RNA of Arachis ipaensis, 1094 nucleotides long. Its product is annotated as receptor-like protein kinase At3g21340. Gene Ontology annotation, biological process: protein phosphorylation. Lineage: Eukaryota; Viridiplantae; Streptophyta; Magnoliopsida; Fabales; Fabaceae. Gene Ontology annotation, molecular function: ATP binding; protein kinase activity. The record is from RefSeq and is a predicted model, not a curated record.